Messenger RNA from Acaulospora colombiana, 618 nucleotides. Lineage: Eukaryota; Fungi; Glomeromycota; Glomeromycetes; Diversisporales; Acaulosporaceae. The record is from the annotation of a GenBank genome assembly.
AUGUCGGAAGAAGGGAUUACCAGUGUCAUCGAAGCUUGGACCAAGGUAUAUCAAAGUGCUUUCGCGAUUCCCUACAUCAACUACGUGCAAAUCUUUGAGAAUAAAGGUUCAAUUAUGGGAUGUUCGAACCCUCACCCGCACUGUCAAGUCUGGAGUACUGAAUCGAUUCCCGAAGAACCUAGCAAGGAGAUCGAAUCCAUGAACAAAUACUAUGAACAAAACAAAUCUUGUUUAUUGUGUGAUUACGUUCAGCUGGAAACGAUCAAGCUAAAAGAAAAGCCAAGGGUGAUUUGCGAAAAUGAUUCAUUCGUGUGCAUUGCUCCAUAUUGGGCCGUGUGGCCUUAUGAAACAAUGGUGAUUGCAAAGUUUCAUGUAACAAGUUUGGAUGAGAUGGAAAAAGCUGAAGCUGGAAAGAAGCAGCAAAGAGACCUUGCAAACAUGAUUUUAAGGAUCACAUGUCGCUACGACAAUGUCUUUAAAUGCUCCUUUCCCUAUUCUAUGGGAAUUCAUCAAGCGCCGGUAGAUGGAAGUGACCACUCGCACGAUUCACAUUUUCAUUUACAUUUCUAUCCCCCAUUGUUGAGAAGUCCGACGGUUAAAAAAUUUUUAGUUGGGUAA